AAGAAUUGAAUCUAACAUGGGUUGUUAAAUCCUGAGCGUGCCUGCUGGCAAGGUACUUGCAAGGUAGACGAUUCUGUAGGUCUGCGUAGCACAUCCGUCCCAGCUUUCAAGUUUGAUUAACAUGCACAUAAAGCAAUUGGGCCACCCGCCAGGGGGGGCCUUAGCAUUGGUCCAAUACGCCGGGCCACGCCGUCUGCAAAAUGUGCCUCGCGCUGGAAACGUCGUGCCCACCGAGCCGGCUCCACAGCAGCAGCAACCACAGCAGCAACAGCCCGCUGUCCUCUUGGAUGACACUCGCACGCAAGCGUUUAUGAGCUGGGCGCGCGGACCGGCCAGCAUCCGCUUCUCCGGAGUCCGACCUUCAACCUUUGGAGGCGUCCGCGGCUUAGCAGCUUCCUCAGACAUUCCCGACGACGCGCUCGUGGUGGAGGUCCCUCGCCGGUCCGCGGUCGUGCUCGCGCCCAAGCAGCGCAAUUCCUGCCCCGGGAUGGUCACAGACGACUGGUGGAAAUCCGCGCCCUGGUUCGCUAAAAUGGCGGCAAUGCUGCUCUGGCACAAACGCCAAGGCUCCCAGUCGCCGCUGGCGCCCUGGAUAGCCCAGCUGCCGUCAGAUACGGGCGUCCCCGUACUGUGGGACGAGCGACAGAUUGCGGCCCUGCAGUAUCCGUACCUGAUCGCCCAGGUUAAGGAGCAGCAGCGCGAGUGGCAGCAGCUGUACGGCGACCUGGUCCGUUCAGGCACACCCGCGGGCGUGCAGGCGCCGUCCCGCGAGGACUUCUUCUGGGCUAUGUCAUGCGUGCGGAGCCGUACAUUCAGCGGGCCAUACAUUGGGUCCACGCUUCAGGACAGGCUGCGUACGGCGGGUUUGGUAGCCGUGCUGGCGGCUGGCAAUACCGUUCUGGGGUUGGCAGACCCGCAGAAGACUCUCAGCGCGGCGAUUGCUGUACUUUUAUUCAACGUGUUAUACGAGCUCAUCUUGUCACGGUCUCUCAAGCAAUACGCUAUUUGCCCGUUGAUUGACUUGUUCAACCAUAGCAGCGCCGUACAGAGCGAAGUGGCGUACAACUAUUUUGGCGACAGCUACAGUGUGGUGGCGAGCCGGGAGUUCAAGAAGGGCGAGCAGGUGUUUAUCUCUUACGGCGCACAAUCCAACGACUCGCUGAUGCAGUACUACGGCUUCGCGGAAGCCAAUAACCCGCAGGACGUGUACGUCAUGACGGACAUGCUGCGCUGGCUGACUGCCGUACGGUCCGUGGGUCAGUCCCGACUGGACGCGCUCAAGGGGAGCCCUCUGGCAAACAGUCUCCAACAGGUGGCUAUCCAGCGCGCGGGCUUUCCCUCGGAAACCCUGCAGGCAGUUCGCUUCCUGCUAGCGGCUGACUCGGAGGCUGGGGCAGAUGUCUCCUCCUUCUCCAAGUCCGGAUCUCCCGACCAGGAGGCCCAACUGGCGGAGGUGGUGGCGGAGGUGGUGCGGAGGGAGCUGGGGCAUCUGGGGAGCAGCCUGCAGGAGGACUUGGCGCUGCUUAGCAGCACUGGCGCCAGCGCCGGCGGGCGGAAAGGCGGGACGGCAGCAGCGGCGGCGGUGGCGGCGGUGGCUUUCCGGGUUGAGAAGAAGCGCCUGCUGACUGCGGUAUUGCAGGGCAUGGGUGCAUGAUGUCUGUGUGCAGUGAGGAAGGGGCGGGUUAGGACGAAAAUUGAGAGGUAGGUCCUCGAUGCCAUUGUUGGCGUGUAGUUGGUCUGUUUGUAAAUCUGUCCGUUGCGGUCCGGCUCCAUCCGGGAGCCACAUCUGACACCCCAUACGAUUACCCGGGCCCCAUAUACACGGACCGUGGAGAGCUGUGGUAAUGUGUCGGUGAUGAAUGUAUGUAUGUCGGACUCCAGGUUGCAUAAAAGGGAGUAUGGAGGGCACCGGCAGAGAUUGGCCGCUCGGGUUCCCAUGCUGCGCUCUAACGUGGGGGUAGAAAAUAAGCGACGUAUGUUUCAAGUGUGCAAGAGGGAAACGGAUUGUGCUCAUGUACAUAUAUAUUUGUAUAUGAACACAAUCCUUUUCAUAUAUGUUGCAUGCGGGUAUGGAAACAGGAGUAGAUGUGUGGCACCACUAUUCAUUUGGCUGCAUCCCAUGUACAAGUUACAAGUUCCACACGCAUGUACGGGGGUGGUCCGUAAAAGCCAGGGGAGCCAUGAACGUUAUGUUGGUAUUGAUGCGGGUACACGGGAGGCCAUCAUCAUCAUCCCUCGUUCGCUUCAGGGCGAAGCGCCUCAGCGCGACGUGCCUGGCCUCCCAGAUGUCCGAGAGGUACCUGGCCAAUGCCAGGGGUGGCGCCUCAGUCAUAACGGUGCCCAUGCUGCGUCCCCGUACUUAGCCCGUAUGCUCUUGUAAGCGGGGCAUUCAG
Molecule: messenger RNA, 2393 nt
Organism: Volvox carteri f. nagariensis
Lineage: Eukaryota; Viridiplantae; Chlorophyta; Chlorophyceae; Chlamydomonadales; Volvocaceae
Exons: 7
Coding region: 122-1654 (510 amino acids)
Biological process (GO): peptidyl-lysine monomethylation
Molecular function (GO): protein-lysine N-methyltransferase activity; protein binding
Source: RefSeq, a predicted model, not a curated record